AUGAUUCUGUCAAGACUCGCUCUCAUCCUCGCGAUGACUACCCUGGUCACAUCGGCCUCUGGUAUUCCCCUGUCGUCCACCAGAGGCACGGUCGUUGUCGCUCGCGAUCACGUCGAUCGUGUCAAAUCCUCGUCAACCCCCGACUACACCCACGACGACACUACCGUACAAGACGACCCUCUCCGAGGCUCCUACUUGCUUUCCGAGUCCAUCGCCGAGGAUCAAAGAAUCGCCGAUCAACUCGCCGCUAUGCGAGAGGCCGGGUUCCUUGCACCGGGCCACGAUGAUCGGCUGCCGCCCACGCCCGAGGCCUCUCAUCCCAAGACCAACAAUGCGGAGCAACAAUCCGCGCAACCCGUGCAGGACUGGAUAUCGGCUUUGGACCAGGUCGCCGAGACGCAGUCUGUCGCGCAGUUGGCGCUGUCGAUUCUACCACCACUUCGAUUUUUCGUCAUUGCCAGCACGGCGAUUGCCAUCUUGACCAUCAUUCGAGGCUGUCUGCGGGCGCGGCGUUGA
Penicillium diatomitis is the source of this 516-nucleotide messenger RNA. RefSeq lists its product as uncharacterized. The transcript has a single exon. The record is from RefSeq and is a predicted model, not a curated record. Lineage: Eukaryota; Fungi; Ascomycota; Eurotiomycetes; Eurotiales; Aspergillaceae. Bases 1 to 516 code for a protein of 171 amino acids.